This is a messenger RNA of Salvelinus namaycush (lake trout), 1653 nucleotides long. RefSeq lists its product as uncharacterized. Gene Ontology annotation, molecular function: calcium ion binding. The record is from RefSeq and is a predicted model, not a curated record. Lineage: Eukaryota; Metazoa; Chordata; Actinopteri; Salmoniformes; Salmonidae. The transcript is spliced from 7 exons. Bases 60 to 1511 code for a protein of 483 amino acids.
UGCUGUAUUCUACUGUACUGUACUAAACUAUGUGUUCACUGGGAAAUCAUCAAUGAGUGAUGCCUCCAUGGCUCAUAGACCCCAUUAUGUUACUUGCUCUGUCCCUUCUCCAGGCCAGAACACGUGCCAGCCCAACCCAGCCUUCUCGGCGGGCUAAUGUGCCUCGCACACGCGCAGUCCGGUCCCAACUGCGCGAGGUAAAGGAGGUAAGGAGGUACCUCCACACUCACAAGCUCCGACCCUCUGAACUGGCCAAGAGGCUUGACAAACAUGGCACGGGACGCAUCAGUCGGAAUGACCUCCGAGCUGUGUUUGAGAAGGAGGGCCUCCCUGUGGUGCCAGAGCAUCUGGAUGACCUGGUGUCCACUCUUAGCGGCAUGGAAGGGGACACGAUGACAGUGAAGGACCUGGCGGAGGGCAUCAAGGCCUGGAGCCUAGAGAGGGAGGAGGAGAGUGCCAGCUGGGGCCGCAGGGGCCUGACAGAGAGAGGAGAGCUAGAGCUGGAGAAGGGAUGCAACAGGGAAAUAGAGAGAGUGAGGGGCAGGGAGCAGCGGUCUCCGAGCAUCCCAGCACGGAGGCCAGUGUGGAGCCGUGGUCUUAAGCGUGGGUCAGGGAGGCAUGGUGCCCAGCUCCUGCCCCUCCCCAGUCCUGAGCUGUGCCUGCAGACUCCCCUGUCUCUAGAGGAGCAGCAGGAGCAGGCCCUUAUACAGCAGCACCGCCGCAACAGGAUCAAGGAGGGCAUACAGGAUGAGGAGGUGCUGGCCAUCAUGAGGACAGUGUGUACAGGGAACACCACCCAGGACGCCCACUCCCACCCGUCCUCUCUGGGAGGAGACACGGCCCGAGCGUUGGACAAGUUCAGGAGACAGUGUCUGGGGGAGUACCUGGACUCACUGGACCAGUGUCACACACAGGGGGUCACGGUCAACCAGGCCACACUGGAGAGAGUUCUGCUGCAUCCAGGGGACCAUGUCCUAGGGGGUCCAGAGAGUCUCGUGCUGAGGCAGGCAGGAACCAAUCCCAUGCCAGGGUGUGGGGGCCGUCUAAGGACCUGGAUCGGUUACAGCAGCAGUACCCCACGGGGGGGCGAAGAGAAGGAAGAAGAGGAGCAUGGCCUGGAGGAAGAGGCCGCUCUACACAAAGUCUGCAAGGAUACGCCUUUGUACCCCUCCCAUAGGUCUGUACGUCGGGGCCCCAAGAUGAUGACCCUGUCCACAGGUCGAGCUGAGGUCAGACACAAGACAGAGUGCUGGCUGACCAGGGAGGAGUACACGCACAUGACCAGCAACAUGAGGGAGCCGUCCAGCCGUAGAGCCGACCCUAACGCGUUCUGGACUGGUCAGGACAACCAUGUGAGACUCUACCUGCCCAAAGUGGGCCUGUCUCCUGAGGGGGUCCUCUUUGAGCACAUCAUCCGCUCUCCCGCCCCAAGCCCCGGCAGCUGGCCUGUCAACGACAGGGGCUACUCCACCUCUGGAGACAUAGAUGGACACAAGGCCUACACCCUGUAGAGCGCUUUACUCCAUGCUCCAGAUACAAUAUUGUACUUUCAUGUGGGAGUUCAAAGACUUUUUGCUGUUAGAUUAUGGUUACAGUCUUAUCCAAGGGUCUCCUCUUCAUUUCACGAGGCUAUUUUUAAUUGAGAUUAUUUCG